Messenger RNA from Rhizophagus irregularis DAOM 181602=DAOM 197198, 1374 nucleotides. NCBI's taxonomy places the organism in Eukaryota, Fungi, Glomeromycota, Glomeromycetes, Glomerales, Glomeraceae. The record is from RefSeq and is a predicted model, not a curated record.
AUGAAUCCUACAGAAAAUAAGAAAAAUUUAUGGAAAGAAGUUGAUGCAGAUGAAUAUCAGGUACAUGUUACAAUUUCUACUAUUGAUUCAACUACUGAAUUAUCAGAAGAGGCAGAUGAUAAAAUAGUUUAUAUGGAAGAUUUAGAAAAAAGAAAACAAAUAUAUGGAAUAUGUGGAGAAUGUAAUGAACCUGGCACAGGAGAAGAUUGGUGUCAACCUUGUAAUGCUAAAAGAUUUAAGGAUAACUUUAAAAAUUGGACUAGUGGAAAUAAACAUAUUGAUGAAUUUAUACAACAAUCACAACUUAAUGCUGUGUACUAUAGCAAAAAACUUGAAUGGAUACCUUUUGAAAAUUUUAAUGAUAUUAUUUAUAUUGCCAGAGGUGGAUUUGGUAAAGUCUAUUCAGCUGAAUGGCCUGAAGGAUAUAUUUAUUCUUGGGAUAUUGAAAAUCAAAAAUGGAAUAGGUAUGGUGAUAUGAAAAUUAAAACUCAUCUUCAGAUUUAUCUUUUGGAUGUUAUUCAAUGUUAUGGAAUAACUCAAGAUCCAAAUACUAAAGAUUAUAUGAUGGUUUUACGAUACUGUAAAAAUGGAAAUUUUAGAAAUUACUAUAUGAAUAAUGAAUCAAAUUAUUAUUCAAAAAUUGGUGAAUUACGACAAAUUGUAAGUGGACUUCUAGAUAUUCACAGUGCUGGAAAAAUUCAUAAAGAUUUUCAUUCAGGUAAUAUAUUAUAUUAUGAUAAUAGAAUUCCAUUUAUAAGUGAUUUAGGAAUGUGUCAACCAGCAAAUAAUGAAAAACAAUCAGCUAAACAAGAAGGAAUUUAUGGAGUAUUACCUUACAUGGCACCAGAAGUUUUACGUGGAUAUCAAUAUACAAAAGCAUCUGAUAUUUAUUCAUUUGGAAUUAUGAUGAAUGAAUAUAUAUCUGAAGAAACUCCUUAUAAUAAUAUUCCUCAUGAUCAUGCUUUAGCUAUUAAAAUAUGUAAAGGACUUAGACCAAAUAUUUUUAAAUAUACACCAAAAUUAUUUGCAAAUUUGAUUACUAAAUGUUGGAAUGCUAAAGCAGAAAAUAGACCAACUGCUAAAGAAUUGUAUCAAAUAUUUUAUAAAUGGGAUAAUUAUGAAUAUGAUGAUAGUGAUAUUAAAUCUAUUAAAUCUCAAAUAAGUGAAUAUGAUGAUAAAAUCGUAUUAAACAGAACAAUUGAAAAAAAAUCUAAAAACAUUCAAACACAUCCACAAGCAAUCUAUACUAGUAGACUUUUAAGUUUCAAGAACCUUCCAGAACCAGUAAAUUCAGUUUCAGAAGGUUUUGAUUGCCAAUUAGAUGAAUUGGAUCUUAAUGAAAUUAAUCAAGAUGAUGAAAACAAUAUUGAAUGA